Metarhizium brunneum ARSEF 3297 is the source of this 1356-nucleotide messenger RNA. RefSeq lists its product as uncharacterized. The record is from RefSeq and is a predicted model, not a curated record. Gene Ontology annotation, molecular function: monooxygenase activity; oxidoreductase activity, acting on paired donors, with incorporation or reduction of molecular oxygen; heme binding. Lineage: Eukaryota; Fungi; Ascomycota; Sordariomycetes; Hypocreales; Clavicipitaceae.
AUGCUUCUAGACAACUGGCCUAUCGUCCCCCCUAUGGUUGUCGUUGCCAACCAUGAAGUGGCCGAGCAGGUGUCUCGCUCUUCCGCCGAUUUUCCAUAUAGCGUCAUGAAGUCGCCAUCCGUUGACCAUAUUGUGGAUUUGAUUGGACCGAAUUCAAUCCUGCUCAAACAGAAUGAGCGAUGGAAAGCCGUUCGCAAAAGAUUCAACCCUGGCUUCGCACCGCAGCAUUUGAUGACACUUUUGCCCGUCAUCCUUGAAAAGGCGCAGACCUACCUCGAAAUCCUCGAUCACUUUGCCAAAACAGGGGAAAGCUUCUCGUUGGACCAGCACACAACAAACCUCACAUUUGACAUUAUCGGUAUUGUGACCAUGGGUGAAGAUGUGAAUGCACAACAGGUGGAUUCGACACAGCAAGGAGAGCUGAUAAAGAGUUACAAACAACUCAUCAAAACAUAUGCCGACGAUAAACUUCAGCUCCCCUGGUGGCUAAUGCCUCAUAGACAUAUCAGGCGCCGUCUCAUUGGGCAGCAGAUUAGCAACAGAUUAAAGGCUAUUGUUUCCUGCAACUUUGAAGCCACAAAAGCCGAAUCCAACACUAGUCGAUCGCGGAGCAUCCUAGCCCUCAGUCUCCAGGACGUGGAGAAGCUCACACCCGACAUAUUAGCCGAAACGUCUGAUCAGCUGAAAACCUUUCUUUUUGCAGGCCACGAUACUACUAGCACUCUAAUUAUCUGGACCAUCUAUGAGCUCUCGCGGACGCCGCACGCGCUGAAAGCCGUACGCGAGGAGCUAGAAAGACUACUUGGACCUGAAACCACACAAGAUCCAACGGCAAUAACUCAGAAGCUUCUUGGUCCCGGAGGUGAUGAGAUCAUCCACCAGAUGACAUACAUCUCUGCGGUUCUCAAAGAGGUCUUGAGACUCUACGCGCCCGCCGGUUCUAUUCGCAUUUCCAAGCCGAAUACGGGACUCGUCGUUUCCACCUCGCAAGGCGACUACAAUCUUGACGGAAACUGGAUCUACCUGAACCACUACAUCAUGCAUCGCGACCGAGCAGUGUACGGGGACACGGCAGAAGACUUUGUGCCUGAGCGUUGGCUCAAGAGCGACGGCUUCCCGCCCAGCGUAUGGCGACCUUUUGAGAGGGGCCCGAGAAAUUGCAUCGGCAUGGAACUGGCGAAUAUCGAGGCGAGGGCGAUUACUGCCCUCAUAGCCCAUCGGUACGCGUUUGAAAAGGUGGGCAUUGGUGAGUUGGACUUGGACUCGGGCGGCGAGCCUCGUCUGAAUGACAAGAAUCAAUACGCGACCAAGUCCAAACUGUAUACUGUAAGUUUCAACCAUGCCCUAGCUGUUUGA